AUGAAGAGAACAAAAGAUGAACACGAAGAGCACGUGAGACAACUUUUCCGACACAUAACGGUUUAAAAGAUUAUUUCUUGGGAUUGAACUGAAGAUUAUUCUUUUAGCUCUCGUCUAUUCUGCUCGUUUUGAGUGUCAGUGUGCUCGUUCUCUCGUUUUCCGUCUUGGAUACCAGCUUGGCCAUCAAUUCUUCGCCAACGCAGAGCUCCUUUCAAGGUUCUUCGACCUGUCGAAUUACUUCAAGAACGAUAUUCAGAAUGUCCAACCUCUUCUGAGAAAGCUUCUGGCCGUCGCCGAAUAGUUUUCAUGGUGAUCGAUGCGUGGCGACUAUCCUUCCUGACUUCUGAAACGUCUCCAAUGAAAUUCGUCCGAUCGGCCAUUGCAAAAAGAGAUGCGGUCCUUUUUGAGGCGUACGCUAGGAUGCCUACAGUGACCUUGCCGAGAAUAACCGUGGGUUUUUUUACGAUCAACUAGAAAUCCCUUCAUAACUUAUAAAGGAAAAAUAUGUUAACUACAUUUUUUUAAAGUUUUCUCACUUCCACCAGGAAAAUUAGUAACCAGAUUUUAAUUGGGGAAACUCUUCCAAUAUUUCAGUUUAUCUUAUACAAAAUUGGCCACUUGCUUGAUCAAAAAGUCCAAAAAUUUGUGAAUAUCGUCAUUUGAAUACUGUUCGUUUUAUCAUGUCAAUCGAGAAUAAAUUAAACCUAAUUCCAAUUUUCCAAAUAUUCCAGUCAAAACUUCAGGCCUACCUGAGCGGUACUCUGCCAUCCUUUGGGACAGUUCUCACCAACUUCGCGAGCUCAGAAUUAAAAGUGGAUAAUUGGAUCGAGGCAUCCAGGGAGAAAGAUUUGAAGUACGAUUUCAUCGCUUUCCUUGUAAAAUCGGCUUUAGGAUACAUUUUUUCGGUGACGACACUUGGCUGAAGCUUUUCCCGGGAAAAUUUCGAAAGUCGGACGGCGUCACUUCAUUUUUUGUCAACGAUUACACAGAAGUGAACAUUGAUGAAACGUUUUUGAAAUCACUCCUUAAUUACAGGUUGACAACAAUGUGACUCGGCACUUGGAUGGGGAGUUGAGCUCUGAUACUUGGGAUAUCUUAAUUCUGCACUACUUGGGCCUCGACCACGUUGGUGAGAGCUUCGACCAGAGAUUUUAUAAGAAGUAUGUGGUUCAGGCCAUUCCUUGGGCGGCACUUCUCCGAUGAUAAACGUUAAGUUGGCUGAAAUGGACGCAGUAGUCGAGAAAAUCGUGCAGAGCGAGUCGAUUCAAAGUACUGAAACGAUGGUCGUUGUGUGCGGCGACCACGGAAUGACAGAAGCCGGAUCUCACGGUGGAGCCAGUUCUUCUGAAUCCGUCGUGCCUGUCGUCUUCUUUGUCUCUCGAGUCGGAAAGCGAGAACACCAAACGGCUCUUAGUUUGUUCGAAUUAAAAGUAUAUUCAACUUCUCUCCGAUGAUUCAGGACCGCCGAGAAUCGAACAAAUGGACGUUUCAGCAACAAUAUCGUCUUAUUUAUCCGUUCGGCAGCCUCUUUCAUCUUAUGGAAUUUCGUUGAUCCCGCAAUUGAAACGAAAUUGGCAGUUUGACGAGGAAUUUAUCGAUCGGGAUUUCCAAAACACUUUGCGCCAUUUCAGCCUGAUCAACGGCGGUACGUGUCCCUCGAGUUAAGAAAAAUAAAACUUUCCAGCUCAACUUCUAGAGCUACAGCAGCAGAUGAAGUUCUCAAUAGAAGACUGUUCAGAACAGAAUUUAUCGCAAUCAAACCGAACUCGGAUUCUAGAAGUUGAAAAAGAUAAUUUAUUGAAACAUUUUUUUUAAUUUGAGUCCCUUCAUGCUGUUCAAUCUGAAGAAAUUGAAAAAGCUUCGACUACAAGCAUAAAUCCGAUGAUAAUCUGUCUGGCUCUACUGGCAUUGGUUUUUUUGGUGUUGAAUUUUUCAAUAAAACUAUCUGCAGGCCUUUUAUAUACCGUUCCGAGUUCAACGUUGGCAUUUUCAAACAUCCUUUCUUCAAUUUUUCUUGCCGAUUUCUUCCUAUUUCUCAAGCAGCUUGAUCGAAGAAGAGCAUGAGAUUUGGUUCGUUAAAUAUAAUAUUAUAAUUUUUUUCACAGUGUCCCAGGUACUUUAUCGCGUCGACAGCUCUUCUGGUGAAUACUUUGGCGAUCUAUUUACGCAGCAAAGACAAAGGCAGGCUGCUUGAUACGGUUACUGUGGCAGUUUGUCAUCGGUUAGGAGUUGCCUGGCGGCAAAACGAGAGAAGAAGAUGGUCUAUGAGCUCUGGUAAGCGAAGAAAAGCUAUUUUCUGGGUACAAAAAGUAUCUAUUUUCAAGACCUACUACCUCCUCAAAUUUUUGACGAGCCGUUUUUAUUGAAAAACAUGAGUUCAUACGACGGGAAAUCUUUCAGGUGUGUUCAAUUGAAUUCGUCAAAGCAUACGAUUUCAGCUCUCAAUUUUCAUCGGCAAGUCUACUUGCCGGCUUGAUUUGGAUCUUCCUGAUAUCUAAGAAGAAGAGAGGCUUUGCAACGGCUCUUCAGGUCAUCGGAAUCUUCGGCUCAGCUAUUUUUCACUACGUCAGGAAUGAAAAUCCUUUGUGAGCCCUUGUAGUUCCAAGUUUUAAGAUGAUCACAAAAAUGUUUUCAGUGGUGACCAAACCUUGGAGACGGCUAUCCGAUUGUUCAGCCUUGCUUCGGCCUACCUGAGCCCAACGUCAUCCAUCCUAACCUACAUUCUUUUCAUAUCACCACCACAUCAGCUUUUCCUUCUCGCCGCUGUUCAUGAAAUGGGUCGGAGAGCGGCAAAAGCCAAACUGGGCGUGGAUCCGCUCAUGGCUCUACUAGUAUCUGCUUUCUAUUAUACAGUAGGCUCAGCCUCGAUUUAUCUCAACUAAUCAUGAUUAAGGGAAACUCGAACAGUCUGUCCACUAUCGACUUGGCUGCUUCCUACACAGGCGUGACCUCAUACCAGCCGAUUUUCAUCGCUUUUCAGCUGCUCCUGAACAUGUACGCCGGUCCCAUCGUGUUUAUCUUGGGACUGUGAGUGCGAGAAAAAGUGUGAAAACAUUAUGACAACUUUUCAGGUGUUCGGAGAAGAGGAAUGUUGGGAUAGAACUGGAAGCAUUGGCGGCAUGGACGUUUGCCUACAGAAUCGUUGCUUUCUCUGUCUCAAUUUUAUCAUUCAUAAUUUUCCGUCAGCACCUUUUCCUCUGGACCGUUUUUGCCCCGAAGGUUUGAACUUGCUUUAUUCAAAACCUUGUUUUAUUACCUUUUCUGGCUCUCUUUAUCACUAGAGAUGACCCGAUUAGAGCGGUCUUUUUCCAGCUGUCAAAAGCACUGAUAAAGAACUCAUUUCAGGUUGUUUACGAUAUGAUUCACUCAUUGCUGGCUGCGGUACUGCAGUUCGUCGCCGCUUUUUGUUUGCGAAGUCAUCGGCACUUGAAAUGAAUCUCGGCACUUUUUUUUUCUCAUGCGUUUGUGUGUCAUAUUCCUUGUAAAGAUGUCGAAAAUUUAAUAAAAAAAAGAGAAGUUCUUUCCUAUUCUGUUGUGAACAAUCAAUGCUUUUAUGGGCAGUUGAAAAUCGUAUGAAACCCCCAACAAUCAAACUACGGAAAAUCGAGUCAAAAUCCAUUCCUGAAAAUUAUUUGUUUUAAAAACCAUAAUUCAUUUUUAAGAGAAUUCUCGUUCAUCUAGUUCUCAAACAUCCGUUAAAAAUUGAAAUAACAUGUUGAAUCCAGAAUAAUAAAUUAAAUUUUGAAAAAUUGAGAGAUAUUAAGUGUUGGAGAUUUUUUCGAGCCCAUUUAGAUCUUCCCUAUGUCUGACGUUUCCAAAAACAAAGACAUUUAUUCCUUUUUUUUUUACUGGAUUGUAAAGUGGGCGAGAAUUUUUUUUGAGAAUCAAAAGGUUAUCAAUGGUAUUGACUUUCCCACCAGCACUUCCCACAGAACAAUUUCUGUUUCCCAAUCAAUCAAAAACCAACUAACCAUUCUUGAUGUGUUUCUCUUCUCUGCUUUGAUCACCGACACUUUUCUUAUAUUUUUGAGACGAAAAUAUUUUUCUUUUUCAAGCUCAACGUCAUUUUAAUACAGGGAGAAAUGUGUUAUCAGUCGGAAAAUGGCUUGGAAAUUGACGAUGAUUGAUCCAUCGAUAGAAUAUUGAUUAUAUUUUCAGUCUCUACAAAUUCCAAAAGAAUGAAUCGAGAUUACGUACCGCGAGACAUUUUUUUAUGAUGAAGAGAAACGAGUUUGCUUUUGGAAAAACUCACAUACAAGGUACGUAAACAAAUUAGUUGAGAAAAAUUGUGUUCAGAGGCCGAAUGCAAUAAAGUGGGAAAUGCAUUUUCCACUUUAAGGAAAAAUCACUCCCGAAAAAUUAUUUAAUUUGAAAAUUUUGAGCUUCAGCUUCAAAAUUGCGUUUCUAGAAAUUUUUUUUAGUUGUGCCGUCGCGAAAAUAAAAUUCAAAAUGACUGAGGAGUGAUGAAAAAAAUAUUUCUCAUAUUUUUUUUAUAAUUUUUCAACGUCUGUUAACUCAGAUUUAGAAAGCGUGCCUGAUAAUCGCGACAUUGGAAAUAGUUUAUUGGGUCUAUUAUGCCAUUCUUCUCAUUUUUGCUGUCAUCCAUCACCAGCAAGCAUGUAGAAAUAUUCAAAGAGAAAAAAGGUUAUUUCAAACUUUCAGGGAGCAUAGUUUUCACUUCGGUCAACUUAUUCAUGCUCACGAUCCAAAUAGCGAUUUUGUGGUUUGGCGUUAUUAAAGAAGAUCCUAAGUUUCUACAAACUCAUCUAAUAUUUUUGGUGAGUUUGAAUUCAAAAAAUGAAGAUGCUAGAUAAUCAUUUUCCAGUGCUUGACGAUCCUAUGGGAUUUUCUUCUUUUCAUUGGAUUUUUCGUUGUUACAGUAUUCCCUUACGUUUACAGCAACCAAUAUUUACAGUAUAACGGCAAAGAAUGGAAUGGUGAGUAAAAUCGUCGCUUAGAAAUCCAAAAAGGCUCAAAUUUCAGCCAGAACGUUUGCAAUUGUGAUGGGAUCUUUACUGUUACUUUGGUUCGUCUGUCGCUACUUCAUGAUGUUAACAAUUUUCCGGUUCUGGAAGAUCCUUCGAGCAAAUCAAGGCUACCGCAGGCCACGAUCUUUCACACAAGAGAAAUAA
Molecule: messenger RNA, 5132 nt
Organism: Caenorhabditis auriculariae
Lineage: Eukaryota; Metazoa; Nematoda; Chromadorea; Rhabditida; Rhabditidae
Source: the annotation of a GenBank genome assembly